AUGGCGAAAGACACCGUAUACGAAGGCGUCUUCGCCAUCAACAAGCCGUACGGCAUGAGCUCUGCGCAGGUGAUCCGCGAUUGCCAGCAGCAGAUGAACCCCUCGUCCAUCUUCAAGCCAUUGAUCGAGAGAGAUCUUGCCGCCAAGGUGCAGGAGUCGAAGCAAGAGUGGAAGCGUCGCCGAGCCGUUAAGAAGGACUCCCGCGUGAAGAUGGGCCACGGAGGCACACUCGACCCAUUGGCGACCGGCGUACUGAUUCUGGGUGUCGGAUCGGGUACCAAAUCACUCGGCUCAUUCCUCGACUGCACCAAGACCUACGAGACGGUGGUACUAUUUGGCGCUAGCACAGACACCUACGACCGCGUGGGUAGAAUAUUGAGCAGACGGCCAUACGAUGAGAUCUCGAAGGAAAAGGUCGAGAAGGCGAUGGAAAGCUUCCGGGGCAAGUUCCAGCAGAUUCCCCCUCUGUACUCCGCGCUCAAGAUGGAGGGCAAGCCGCUGUACGAGUACGCUCGCGAGGGCAAGGCUAUCCCUAGGGAAAUCGUGGGACGCGACGUUGAAGUGACCGAGCUCGAGAUGGUCGAGUGGUACGAGCCUGGAACCCACAACUACAGAUGGCCUACCGAAGAGGCGGAAACGGCCGAGAAGAACCUCGCUGAGCAGGUCUGGCGAGUAGAGAAGCAAGGAGCCUCUGGCCGUCGGCUUACUCCUGAGGAGGAGAAGGAAGAAGAGAAAGCCCUCUCCGAGCACGAGACGGUUAAGAAGAAGUUUGAGGAGCGCCAGGAUGGUCUCAUCCGCGAUAAGCCUGUCAAGAAGCAAAAGCCGCCCAAGAACCCGGCCCUGAUGUCUGGCGCCUUGGGACAGCUCCCAGGCGGCAAGGGCUCCAACCUUAUUCCUCCUCCUCCGUCUGAGGAUGAGCCCUUCCCUUGGACCGACAAGGGCCCGCCUGCUGCCAGGAUCCGCAUGAAGGUCACCUCUGGAUUCUACGUUCGCAGCUUCUGCCAUGAUCUGGGUGCCAAGGUCGACUCUGCGGGUAUGAUGGCUGAGCUUGAGCGAUCCCGACAGGGCGACUUCGAGGUCCGCACCGAUAGCUGCUUGGAGUACGAAGACGUUCUCAAGGGAGAGGAGGUCUGGGGACCCAAGGUCACGAAGGCAUUGUCUGAAUGGACCGAGAAGUACCCCAACGGAGCGCCGCAGUCGCAACGCGAAAGGCAGAAUGCCCAAGGCCAGCAGAAGCAGCAAAACCAUGGCCGCAAGGAUGACAGGAAGCGCAAGUGGGAGAACAAGAGCUUCGACAAGAACGACAAUGCUUCUAAGAAGAGGAGAAACUCCAGCUCGGGAGACGAGGCGCCCGCCGCCAAAGUGGUCAAGUCGGAGCAGGCUAGUGAUGUCAAGGAGUCUUCGCCCAAGAGGUCUCCCAAGGCGUCUCCCAAGGCGUCACCCAAAGGUUCUCCCAAAACUUCUCCCAAGGCGAAGUCAGCUAACACAAAGAAGUUUGAUGACGUAUGGGAAGGUAUUCAGGACUAA
Messenger RNA from Colletotrichum phormii, 1527 nucleotides. Its product is annotated as trub family pseudouridylate synthase. The coding region runs from base 1 to 1527 and encodes 508 amino acids. Gene Ontology annotation, molecular function: RNA binding; pseudouridine synthase activity. The transcript is spliced from 2 exons. Gene Ontology annotation, cellular component: mitochondrion. The record is from RefSeq and is a predicted model, not a curated record. Lineage: Eukaryota; Fungi; Ascomycota; Sordariomycetes; Glomerellales; Glomerellaceae. Gene Ontology annotation, biological process: tRNA modification; mRNA pseudouridine synthesis.